Suhomyces tanzawaensis NRRL Y-17324 is the source of this 522-nucleotide messenger RNA. It is a transcript of the gene RPB7, whose product is annotated as DNA-directed RNA polymerase II subunit. The record is from RefSeq and is a predicted model, not a curated record. Gene Ontology annotation, cellular component: RNA polymerase II, core complex; P-body. NCBI's taxonomy places the organism in Eukaryota, Fungi, Ascomycota, Pichiomycetes, Serinales, Debaryomycetaceae. Gene Ontology annotation, biological process: transcription initiation at RNA polymerase II promoter; DNA-templated transcription; positive regulation of translational initiation. Gene Ontology annotation, molecular function: single-stranded DNA binding; translation initiation factor binding; single-stranded RNA binding. The coding region runs from base 1 to 522 and encodes 173 amino acids. The transcript has a single exon.
AUGUUCUUCUUGAAAGAUCUUUCGCUAAACUUGACCCUACACCCCUCCUACUUUGGGCCCCAGAUGGACCAGUAUUUGAGAGACAAGCUUUUGAGCGAUGUGGAGGGAACCUGUACCGGUCAGUUUGGGUACAUAGUGUGUGUUUUGGACUGUAUGAAUAUCGAUGUCGGCAAGGGUAGAAUCAUACCAGGCAUGGGAGUGGCCGAAUUCGAGGUCAAGUACAGAGCCGUGGUGUGGAAGCCGUUUAAGGGAGAAGUAGUGGAUGCAGUGGUGACUACCGUGAAUAAAAUGGGGUUCUUUGCUGACGUAGGUCCAUUGUCAGUGUUCGUGAGUACCCACUUGAUUCCUUCAGACAUGAAGUUCAACCCAUCUGCCAACCCCCCAGCCUACGUCAGUCCCGACGAAAAUAUAGAGAAGGGUUCCAGAGUGAGAUUGAAGAUAGUCGGUACUAGAACAGACGUGAACGAGAUUUACGCUAUUGGUAGUAUCAAGGAGGAUUACCUUGGACCAAGUCCAAUGUAA